ACAAGCCAGACAGACAGUCGGCGACGACGACGACGACGUCAAGAAAAAAAGUGCAAAAGAAAGGUUGUGCAGCUGCUGCCUGCUAGGGAAAAGUGCUUUUUUCUGGCCUCUUGUGUGUUGCAGCAGUCGAAUUGCAUCUUUGCUUCCCAUCCCAGGCCGGUCGUGUGUUUACAAACGAUUUUUUUUACGGCUGCAAUUUUCCUGUUUUACAUCCGAAGGGUGCUGCUGCUGCUGCUGCUGUUGUUGUUGUUGAUCUCUGCGAGGUGGACGGCUCGAAAUGACUGCGACUACGCUUCCCACGAUCUGCAAAGACCUGGACGGUGACGAUCGGUGGCUGAGUGUGCACAAGCGAUUUGUGCAGGAAUGCAAGGAGAAGGAUCCGGACGUGAUGUUCGUCGGGGACUGUAUUCUGGAGUCGCUGCAGUUCACCGAGUACUGGAACAGUCACUUUGUGCCGAUGCAUUGUUUGAAUUUUAGCAUACGAAACGACCGGAUACAGAAUGUGCUCUGGAGGCUGCAGAAUGGGGAGCUGGAAAAUGUUAGACCUAAGGCGAUUGUGCUGCACGUUGGGACGAACAACAUUAGCGAUAGUGCUGAGGAGGUGGUCGAGGGGCUGCUGGAAUUGGUGAAGACGAUUCGGGGCAAGCUGCCGGAUGUGUACAUAGUGAUUCCGACCCUCCUUCCACGUGGUCACCAGCCGAACGCCCUCCGAGACAAGACCGGUGCCGUCAACCAGCUGCUCAAGGAACGCCUCGUCGGCAUGAAUAAGGUGCAGAUCGUUUGCGUCGACUCGGGCCUGAUACAGAGCGAUGGGACCAUCAGCCAUCACGACAUGUUCGACUACCUGAAUCUGACCAACGUCGGCUGCAAGAAGGUUUUCGAACCCGUUUGGGACCUGCUGCAACAGAUACUGACCGAAAACGAGAAGGAACGUGAUCUUACUCCGUCGGAGUGAAUGCGAGCGAGAGUCAAUUGUUGGUUGGCAUGGCAGCGGCGGCGCGGUGGUAGAGCUGUGCGUCAUUCCCACACUUAUACAUUCUUAGGGUCCCCUUUUUAGGUUUAUUUGUUUUGUUUCGUUCGCUGCUAGAGAAGUAGGCAUACAGUUUAAAUAAUCACAUAAAUUGCACAUUCCCAUUGAUUACGGUAGAAAGGCUUGUAGAAAUGCGUUGAUUUCCGCUAGGUUUAUGAAUGUAUUUCAUACUGAUUAAUAUUUUUACUCACAAUGAUAUUAUUUAUUACACGUUUUCUAUAUUAACUAGGCUUACUGCUAGCUUUAUACCGAAAAGGUCAAAGAUUUUUUCUUUAGAAAUAUAAUUAGAUAUAUUGAUUGUGUAUUAAAAAAAAGCUUCCAAUAAGUUCUGCUGAUUCCAAGAAAAUACCGUACUAGGCUAGUGGUUAGGAUUCCAAUACCCAUUCCGUAGACUGUCUUCUUAAUAAAGUAGUGAUUUGUCAAAACAUUCCACCUUACCUCACAAAAUAACACAUACAAAAACGAAGAAACGAAUAUUUCCACGAGUGAAACACCUAGAAUAUACUAUGAUCUCAACUUUGAUGAACUGAAAUCUACGGCAAAAUACAAAUCUUAUCUAAAAUGGUUGCAUGUUUUACAGUACAUAAAAAAUACAUUCUAACGUUAAAUCUACAACUAUUGAGCAGGACUAUUUUUUUUUUUGAAGAAUGAUUGAAAAGACUAUAAACAGGACUUGAUCAAGCUAAAAACUCAGAUCGAAUUGGAAUCUUAGUCUAAAGAUUUCAGAUUUCUGGUGCAGUGCACGAUUCGCCCGUGCUUUUCGAAUAUGUUUUAUAUAUUAUGAUUACAUUUUACUCAACCUUAUACUGGAUAAUAGACAUACACACACAUAUUACGUUCAACAGCAAAAUUGUCAUCCGGGUCGGAACUCGACAUCGGAUUGUAGGUAUUCCAAAGAUUAUGAUUUGACGAUACUGAUGCCUAAACAAGGGAGAAUGAAAAAAAAAAAUGUCCGUACUUUGUUAGUUCAUUCCGAACAGGCACGGAAGACGUUUUGGAUGUGUGAAAGACAACCCCCAAAAAUGACUAGAUGGAAAUAAAGAUGCUGUGCAGUUAAUUUGCUAUUGAA
Molecule: messenger RNA, 2099 nt
Organism: Aedes albopictus (Asian tiger mosquito)
Lineage: Eukaryota; Metazoa; Arthropoda; Insecta; Diptera; Culicidae
Product: platelet-activating factor acetylhydrolase IB subunit beta homolog
Exons: 3
Coding region: 278-955 (225 amino acids)
Source: RefSeq, a predicted model, not a curated record